Molecule: messenger RNA, 1065 nt
Organism: Geosmithia morbida
Lineage: Eukaryota; Fungi; Ascomycota; Sordariomycetes; Hypocreales; Bionectriaceae
Product: mitochondrial import receptor subunit TOM40
Exons: 3
Coding region: 1-1065 (354 amino acids)
Biological process (GO): protein import into mitochondrial matrix
Cellular component (GO): mitochondrial outer membrane; mitochondrial outer membrane translocase complex
Molecular function (GO): transmembrane protein transporter activity
Source: RefSeq, a predicted model, not a curated record
AUGGCCUCGGCAAUCGAUCUCAUAAACACCAUUGUCUUCUCAAACCCCAUCUCGACGACAUUAGGCGAUGCCCUCAAUUACGUGUCGGAGCGCAGGGCCAAGCUCGGUCUGUCCAAUCCCGGAACCAUAGAGAGCCUGUCCCGCGAGGUCCAGCGUGAUGUUUUUCUCAACAAUGGCAUGUUCACGGGCGUCCGCGCCGACCUCACCAAGAUCUUCAGCAUGACGCCCCUGUUCCAGGUCUCUCACCAGUUCGCCAUGGGCGAGCGCAUCAACCCCUACACAUUUGCCGCCAUGUACGGCACCAACAAGAUCUUUGCCCAGGGCAACGUCGACAACGACGGUACCCUCUCCGGUCGCUUCAACUACCGCUGGACCGACAAGCUGGUGUCCAAGUCGCAGCUCUCGCUCUCCACGGGCGGCCAGGACAUGGCCCAGUUCGAGCACGAGUACACCGGCAACGACUUCAGCGCGUCGCUCAAGAUGCUCAACCCUUCGUUCCUCGAGGGCGGCGCUACCGGCAUCUUCAUCGGCAGCUACCUGCAGUCUAUCACGCCCCGCCUCGCCCUGGGCAUGGAGACUCUGUACCAGCGUCAGGCCCUGGCUCAGGGUCCCGAGUGCGCCGUGUCGUACUGCGGCCGCUACAAGGCCGAGGACUGGGUGGCCACUGCCCAGCUCCAGGCCGCCAUGGGCACCCUCAACACCUCCUACUGGCGCAGACUCUCGGACAAGGUCCAGGCCGGCGUCGACAUGAGCCUCGGCCUCGUGCCCUCCCCCGGCGGCAUGAUGGGCGGCGGCAUCCAGAAGGAGGGUGUCACCACCAUCGGCGCCAAGUACGACUUCCGCAUGUCCACCUUCCGCGCCCAGGUCGAUUCCAAGGGCAAGCUGAGCUGCCUCCUCGAGAAGCGCGUCGCUCCCCCCGUCAUGAUGAGCUUUGCCGCCGACAUUGACCACUUCACGCAAUCCGCCAAGCUCGGUCUCGGCGUCUCCAUCGAGGCUGCUCCGGAGGAGGUCCAGGAGCAGCAAGAGGCCGUCGGCGUCGCCACCCCCACCAACAUUCCCUUUUAA